AUGAUCAAGUCGAGUAUACUCGCAUGCAGAGCAAUACCGACCUGUCAAGUUCGUUCUUGGUUUUCCAUCCGUCCAUAUACUCGUGAACAGCGUUUCAUUAAGGCCUUCGAGAAACAGGAAGAACGUCUUAAACGCAGGAGUCUGCGUAAACAGGAUUUCCCCAUAGUACUCCAGUCAGAGUUUAGUAAAAAAUUAGAAACUUCUCGAGAACAUGUUGCGUCUCGUUCAUUGAAGCCCGGACCCGAAGACAUGACAAAUUCGAGCAAAAUAACGCUACAUGGUCCCGAGGCUCUGAAGCAAAUUGAAAGCCAACCGCAAAACGAUUCGUUCAGGAGUCUUAAUGUUCGUUGCGCAGGUUGUGGUGCCUAUUUACACUGUGGAAUCCCAGGGACACAUGGUUUUCUUCCGGAACCCGAGUUAAUCAAAUUGCUAAGAAAUGAAACGUCCCAAAGAGGUCGGAGGCGUGUCAAUACUCUGCCCACAGUAUGUGUUCGUUGUCAAAUUAUUAAUCAACAUAAUACUCUUCUAAACGAUUCCUUAUCUCCCGACAAAUAUGAAACACAAGUUGUCGCUGAGUUGAACAACCAAGAAGCUUCUACGGUCCUCCUCGUCGCAGAUAUGACAAACCUCCCACAUUCUGUGGUGCCAUUGCGUCUUUUAAAGCCCUCUAUUCAUAAGAUUAUUUUGAUCGGGAAUAAAGUGGACCAAUUACCAAUUGAUGGUCCAAAGUUUCAUUUGAGGUGGAGUCGGGCCCUCUUAGAUGCAUUUGUUGAAGCAUCGGGAUUAAAGGAAGACAGUGUUUCUCAUAUUGCUCUAAUCAGUGCCCUCACCGGAUAUGGUGUGCAGACAUUACUUGAUUUCCUUUUGUCGAAAAAAUCUGGUAUUUUUGGGAAUCCAGUGUAUAUUGUCGGUUCCACAAAUACGGGAAAGUCGAGUCUGUUCAAUAAACUUCUUCUGUCGGACUUGUGCAAAUCGGAAGCUAGAAAUUCUAUUCAUCGUGCAACGGUCUCCUUUUGGCCAGGCACAACGGUCGGGUUGCUAAAGUUCCCCUUAGCUCGAAUGUCAUUCGUCAAUCGUGCAGCUCGUGAUGAGUCCAAGUACGUGUCCGAGCGCACCCUUAAGGCAGCAGUCAAGUCGCAGGACCACGAAAUUUACGGAUAUAAAAUAGUGAAAGAAGGGAACGAUAUUUUACCCAUGGCCCCUUCGAACAUCAACGCUCGCGUUAAUCGCGUCAGGGACUCAUCUCAGGACCUCUCAGCUAUGCCUACCUUCCGUUUCUGUCGUGAAUCAAAUGGCACCGGCGACAUUGUUGACUCCGACAUGGGUCUGAAGAACAUGCUGCAGGGGCAGUUAGGUGUACUGGCAACUAUCGAAAGAGACCCAGCCGCCGGCAAUCGCGUUAUUAUCAGCGAAACUCUGGAUUCCAGGCAUUUCAAUGCACGUGCAUGGUGCUAUGACACACCCGGAUUGGCGAGUCCCGGCCAAAGUCUCAACUUUUUAUCAGGAGAUCAGCUGUUUGAAUACUUGUCUUUAAUCAGUGGCAAGAAGAGUGACUUCCACUAUCCUGAACGUCGAUUUUUACUGCCGAGAACGUUUGUUCUUCGACCGAAUCUCACGAUGCUUAUUGGGCGGCUCGGUAGAUUGGAUGUUCUCUCAUCGGAUGGCCCUGUCUACUUGACUACACAGACACGGCUUCCCGUUCACAUUGUUGAAACAAAUGACGUAAGCGCAUACUGGACCGAAUAUGCUCUAUUCCUCGGUCCCGGUUGCUCUUUCGCCGAAGGUGCUUCUGACGAACAGUCCAUCCCGCCGAUGACUCCCAUUGACCUCGAAACCAUUCACCCGACAGGCUUGGAGCAGUCUGUCGCCGAUGUUGUUCUGUCUGGUGCAGGUAAGUAUUUUUUUUUCGAAUAG
Messenger RNA from Mesocestoides corti, 1914 nucleotides. The record is from the annotation of a GenBank genome assembly. Lineage: Eukaryota; Metazoa; Platyhelminthes; Cestoda; Cyclophyllidea; Mesocestoididae.